UGCUUUGACCACCCGUCAACUAAUUAGUUACGACUUUCAAGUUUCUACUGCUUUCCCACUUACGCCUCUCCUAUCUGCCUUUCUUUUCUUUUUUACUUUCUCUUUUCUUCUCUUUUCGAUUUUAUUUCUGUAACUACAUAAAGACUUCUUUAUUUCUUUUACCUCCAAUACUUUCUCCGGUCCUUAUCUGGUGUCGUACUCCUCACUUUCAUCGUUUCAGCUCAUCGUCGUCCCGACACCUGCUGAGAUACUUAAUUCUCACCACGACACGGCGCAAGAGUAUGAGUGACGGUAUUUUCUAGAGAUCUGCCCACGAUGGAUGGCUCCAUCCCUCCGUCGUCCGCUAUGUCUCCCAUUUCGCCUUCGCCAUCCACUUCCUCAUCCAUCUUUCGCCCCCGCAGAUCCGAGGACUGGCACGAGUACCGUCCGAUCAUCGAGCAACUCUAUCGUGACAAUCAAUUAAAGCUCAGAGAUGUCAAGAGAAUCAUGGAGCGUGAUUAUAAGUUUCAUGCAUCAGAAAAACAAUACAAAGACCGGUUGGCAGCCUGGCAUAUUCGGAAGAAUAUAAAAGCCAAAGAAGUUCAUGUGAUGAUUCGAAAACAACAAAAACGAGCUGCCCGGGGAAAACAGACUGGAUUUCGUGUCGCCGGUCAAGAAGUGGAUUCGAAACGCAUCGCUCGUUUCGUCCGUAGAUACGGUACUCACUGGGAUAACAAAGGUCGCGCCGAGUCUCAGUCCCAAUCUCCGCCUCAACUUCAACCUCACUCCCAACCCGAAACCCAACCGCUGAGCCAUCGGUCAAGCCCCGAGCCUGAUACUCCAUCCGAUAUGAGUUGCUAUACGCCCGAGCCCGAUGCUAGAGAUAGAAGCUCGACUUUGUCUCCUCGGCCAGAGACGAUGUCACCUCGCAGCCACGACAAGCUCAAGAUAGAACAAACCCCUGCUUCUGAGGUUGAUGAUAGCCAGUCUUUGCCGACAACUUAUAGCCCCAGCUUACCAAACGACACACCUAAAGCCACGAAUGAUGUGUCAUGGAAGGAUCUUGAUUCCUUUCAGAAUCGUCUCCUCGCUCUUCACGACACUCUUGAGGCCUCGAUGGCCGGAUUUAUAUACCCUAAUGAAGAAGAAAACCGCACCCCACUUUUAUGAGCGGUACGGAAUAUCCAGAGACGAAGAGUGAGGAUUUGCCGAGCCUCUGGGUUCAUUCUUAGAUGUUAUCAACUCAACUUCCCUGAUCUCCCCCUUUAUUAUUCCCCCAGGCACUUCGUCAAUAAGCACUCAACGAUCUUGACUCUGUAACACCUCCCCCCAUCUAUUCUAAG
Molecule: messenger RNA, 1322 nt
Organism: Aspergillus pseudonomiae
Lineage: Eukaryota; Fungi; Ascomycota; Eurotiomycetes; Eurotiales; Aspergillaceae
Product: Clr5 domain-containing protein
Exons: 4
Coding region: 316-1149 (277 amino acids)
Source: RefSeq, a predicted model, not a curated record